Anthostomella pinea is the source of this 1584-nucleotide messenger RNA. The record is from the annotation of a GenBank genome assembly. NCBI's taxonomy places the organism in Eukaryota, Fungi, Ascomycota, Sordariomycetes, Xylariales, Xylariaceae.
AUGUCGAUCGGGUCAGCCUUUCGCUCUUUUUGGCAUACUAUGACCAGCUAUGACCGACAUUCUACCUACGAUUCCCCCCAUCGAUCGGGUCGCCAUAUGCCACUUAACCGGCAAAACACUCUGACGUCGGUCGCGACUGCUUCAGACUCCCGAGCCGAUAUCAACUCUCCAUACAUCGACGAGCUGGGCCGGUUUACUAGUCCGAUGGACGGUACGGCAUACAUGGGCGCCGGCAUGCCAUCGGCUUCUCCUCUCUCCCCUGGCUCCAAUGGGCCGUAUUCUCCUGGCUUGAGAUCUCUCAACGCCCAGCGCCUGGGUCCCAAAGAUGACGGCUUUGAAACCGUGAGCACACCGGGUGAGAUCCCCAUGCAGUCUUUCGCCGACGGCCUUCCUCCGGCACCUCCUGUGGGUCACUCGUGGAAACGGAUAGAUCGAUGGGCAGAAGAGAAUUACCCGGAGCUAUACGAUCAGCUUUGCGAGGGCUGCACGGACAACGACCUGAACGAGCUAGAGCAUCAACUGGAUGCCUCAUUGCCGCAGGACGUUAGAGACUCCCUGACGAUCCAUGACGGUCAAGAGCGUGGUGGUAACCCGACUGGCAUCAUCUUCAGCUGCAUGCUGCUUGACUGCGAGGAGAUCGUGCAAGAGUGGGACCAGUGGCGGAGAGUGAACCAGCAAUAUCUAAUCGAGACCACCGUUGUGAAGCCUGCCGUGCCUUCGAAGGCGUUCGGCGGUAGCAACCAGGCCUCCUCUUCCAGAUCCGCCGGCUCGCCCAGCUCACAGAAAGAGUCGUGGAAGCAAGACCUCCAGUCCCGCCAAGAGUCUGUUCCUGCUGGAGCUGUCCAACGAGCCUACGCGCACCCUGCGUGGAUUCCUCUCGUGCGAGACUGGGGUGGCAACAACCUGGCUAUUGACUUGGCGCCGGGGCCGAGCGGCACUUGGGGGCAGGUCAUCCUAUUUGGACGCGAUUACGAUACCAAAUACGUUGUGGCGAAAUCAUGGGGGGCGUUCUUGGCUAUACUCGCCGAUGAUAUGAACAGCGGCAAGUGGUACGUCGACGAUGAUACCGGUGAGCUCAAGCUGCGUGAGUUUAAGUCGACUCGCGUUGAGCCACCGUACUUCGACAUUCUGCGAUGGCGUAUGGACCAGAAACAUGGCCGAACAGCUAAAUCUGCUGCCAAGCGGAAGUCCAAUAUCACUGGUGGCGCAACUUCGCCUGGUAGUUCGCCCUAUGCAAGUCCCGCCGACGCCAAUGGCGAAGCUCGGGGCCGUUCGUUGCACCGACUGAGCAGCCCGUCGCCGCUAGUGAGUCCCGCUCGUCCUGGAUUCGGAAGAUCAAGCCCGCUUGCGAAAGUCACGGAGGAGGGUGGGUUUCCAGAGCCUACGAUUGUUGCCAAUGGUAUCAAACAGCCCAGGCUCGUCGAGGUCGAGACGCCGCUAUCAAGUAGCGAUACCCAAGCUCCUAAGUUUCCCACUGGAGCAGAAACCCAAGGCAAAGAACCAUCGUCCUCGAAGGGCGAGAAUGGACUGCUCAACGGCCACUCGGACGAGCUGGAGGAGGCGAUGAAGACUAUAGAGAUCUGA